Camelus dromedarius (Arabian camel) is the source of this 7959-nucleotide messenger RNA. RefSeq names its product focadhesin (gene FOCAD). The record is from RefSeq and is a predicted model, not a curated record. Lineage: Eukaryota; Metazoa; Chordata; Mammalia; Artiodactyla; Camelidae. The transcript has 45 exons. Bases 2217 to 7634 code for a protein of 1805 amino acids. Gene Ontology annotation, biological process: regulation of post-transcriptional gene silencing.
UAUAACCAUGGCUUUGUCCAGGGUUUGUUUUAAAAAGAAGUAACACAAAAUUCCCUUUUGUUUAUGUUAUUGGGAAUAUUGCUUAUUAUAUCACUCUGUAUCCCAUAUAAAAAGCCUAACAUGAGAAAUUUCCUUCCGAGUUUAGGGGCAUGAAAAAGCUUUUCUUUGAUGAAGAGUACUUUUCCAUCUUUUAAAUAAUAAAACAUGUAUAAUUUCUAUUAUUUAUAUAUUUGCCUGUGCUUGGACUUGUGGGGACAAAUUUAAAUGUCAGUUGUAGCAAUUUUUAUCAACAGACUUUAUAAAUUAAAGAAAUAGUUACUAUAUAAACCAGGAGUCAUGAAACUAUAGCUCACCUGCCUCUUGUUUUUGUAAAUAAAGUUUUAUUGGAGCAUAGCCCUGCUCAUUUGUUUAUGUAGCUUUCCUGCUACAGCAGCAAACUUGAGUAGUUGCUAUCCGACCCUUUACAAGAAAAUACUAAUAAUCGUAAUGUAAGUAGUCACAUGAGAGUAUGGGUCAGACCAAAUGUAAUAAGCACUGAAGAACUACAAAGCAACGUGAGUACUAUAAGAUGUGGCUACUUGGGAAAGGCUUAUGUAGAGAAGACUAUGUGCUAUGAAGUAAUUUCAUCUUUGAAUAGUAGGAACAUAUAGUGGAGGACAUUUUAUUUGGGAGAGAACAGCAUAAAUAAAAUCCUUUAGGAGUGAGCAGAUUUUUGAGCACAGGGAACCAUUUUGAAAAUGAAUUUAGCCAGAUUGGAAUUAGACAACAGUGAAAAUGAAGCUGAGUGUGUGAGAUUGCUGUUGGAGGACUUAAAAGUUGAGAAUCAGAAUUUGCAUUUACUCUGACAGGCUAUUGAGAAUCCAUUAUGAAUUCUUUACGUGGAAAUGUUACUCUGGAAAUAGCAUUCUAGGACAGUUAAUCUGACAGGAGUGUAUGGGAUGAAUUCAAGCAUGGAGAACCACAAGCCUAUGCAGUUACUGAAUGGAGCCUGGCACGAGGAGCUAAGAUGAUGAGUAGAGAAAUGGAGAGGAAAGGUAGAUUCUGAGCUGCUGGAAGGAGGAAAGCUGACUUUGUGACUGACUGGAUUGGUGAAGAAUAUUGAGAGAGGUGAACUGGGAAAAGAUGCACUGAAAUGGGAACACUUUUUAUGAGAGAAAAUACACAUUUUGUUUUUAACAUCUCCAUUUUCUGGUGUUUUAGAGCCUUAUGAGAGAGAGUAGGGAAGUGUUUGGAGAAGGGACUAGAUGAAGGCUCCAGGAGAGUUUCAACAAAAGAAGCACAAGUCAAGAGGCUUGGGAGCACGUUUAGGAAGGAAGAUGGCACACAAGAAGUAAAGUGGACAGAGGAAUAGCAGGAAUCAGUAGAGCAGUGUUUGUCUGUGUGUAUCCCAGGGAAGGCUGGUUGUGUAGACUGUUAACAGGAAUUUUUAGAAAAAACGGUGCCGUGACCAGAUAAUUUGGUAAAUUCUUGGUUAAGCAAAGUUAAUCAGACUUCUUGUUUUAGAACCUCUCAGAUUCUUCAGUAAUACACACUGUUAUUUGUUAUCACCGACUAAAAUCAGUCUCUUCAAUUGUAGAUUUACGUAUCCAACUUUCUACCUGUAAUCUCCUCUUAGAUAUCUACUAGGCAUCUAAAACUUAACUGUCCAAAGUGGAAUUCCUGGUCUUCCCUCACAAAACUUGUUUCCCUAUCUCAAUUGAUGACAACUCUGUCUUUUUGUUUUAGUAAAAAAUGCCAUGGUAAGUAGUAUGUAAAUUGUUUUGUUUAAUGUGUAAAAUGCCCAAAGGAAUUGCGAUUAAGAAUAAAGUUGCUCUGGGAGAGAGUGUAGCUCAGUGCUAGAGUGCCUGCCUAGCAUGCAUGAGGUCCUGGGUUCAAUCCCCAGUACUUCCAUUAAAAAAUAAAUAAACCCAAUUACUUGCCUCCCAGUAAAAUAAAAAAUAAAAAUAAAUUAAAAAAAAGAAUAAAGUUGCUCAGAUAAAAACCUUGGAGUUAUCCUUGACCCUUUCUUCUAUACUCUCAUCCAAUCCUUUAGCAACCACACUGGCUCUACCUUUGAAGAUACCUAGAAUCUGACCACUUCUCACCUCAGGAUUUGCUCUAAUGGGAAAAACUAAGACCUGCUGGACAUUUUUAAUUUAUUUAUCAGUCAUGGAAGUUGAGAGCUGAAGUGGUUAACAGUGAAGGAAUCUGCAUACAUACACGUAAGAGAAACAAAAAUGUCAGAUGAUAUCAGGAAAAGGUUUGAAUUUCCAAAUUCUCUUAUCCAAUCACAGGCCGUGGGUCAUCUUAUUGCUGCAGUUCUAAAGGAAAAUGUUUUUUCAGAAAAGAUCCACCAGUCCACAAACCAGACUCCUGCUCUGAACUUGCUGUGGGAGAAGUGUUGCAGCGAUGACGUCGUGGUUCGAACAGCCUGCUGUGAGGGUCUGGUGGCCCUCGUCACUCAGGAGCAUGCGGAGUUCAGCUAUGUUCUCAAUGGGAUACUCAACCUGAUUCCGUCUACCCGGAAUACACAUGGCUUGAUAAAAGCCAUUAUGAAGUUAUUACAAAUGCAAGCUGUUAAGGAAGGACACGGUGGGGAGAAGAAUAUUCAGGACAUAUAUAACAUUAGAAACCAUCCUCAGCCUUUGAUCACUGUGCUUGAACACAGACCUGAUUGCUGGCCAGUACUUUUGCAGCAGCUGACAGCUUUUUUCCAGCAAUGCCCUGAAAGGUCAGAAGUUUCAUGUAUCCAAAUAAUGGCACCGUUUCUGUGGUAUCUGUAUUGUGAACCAUCCCAGUUACAAGAAUAUUCUAAACUCCGACUAGCUCUGCUCAAAGUCUUACUUCAACCCCGGGCUCUUUGUGACAAAGAACAGCCAUCAGUAUUGGAACAACAGAUACUUCAACUGUGUUGCGACAUGGUUCCAUGUUUGCAGAUAAAAGAUUUGAUACAGACAACAGAAGUGAUGCUGUUUAUCGAAGAAGUAUAUUUAAGUCUUUUGCGUCAUCCCAUUUUCUGGAAAAUUCAGCUUACCCAGCUGACCCUUCAGCUGCUGUGUGUCUGUGAAGUCAGCUUAAACAUAACUGGGGAAUGCUCAUCUUUAAUUCACCUUUUAGAGCACAGUGUUGAACUUCUGAAGGAGGAUUUUCCUGUUGUCCCGGUCAUAAUUGGAAUAGCUUUACUACUUCUCCAGACUCCAGCAAGUCAGCAGAAGCCAAUCUUAAGUCUAGCUUUGAAGCUCCUCUCAUUUGCUGAGGGUCAGAAAAUCCCAAAGUCAUCCUUGCUGCUAGUGAUGCCCGUUCUGCAGAUAUUAUCUUCUACUGCCUUGGAAGACUGUAUAUCCACGGAUGCAGAGGGACCCUCCAGGCAGGAGUUGGCUCUAAACCUUUUAGAAAGGGUACAGCAGGAGUGCUACAGAGAUGACCACCUGAAGCUCUCCUACAAGCUUGUGUUCCCCGUAACCAGCAUGUAUGGUUCAAUAUUUACAGCCUGGAGGAUCCUUGAAGUAAUGAGAGAAGAGUCUGCGGCAAGUAACUGGUUGGCUUCCGUCGAGUCAUUGCUCCCUAUUACCACAGUGAUCCCUGUGCACGUCUUUCUCCUGCUGGCUUACCUCCUUGUUGAAGACAAAGGACGAAAUCUUCACCAAAUCCUGAAGGUCAUUACAGAAUUAGCCCAAGCUGACUCUUCUCAGGUACCAAGUCUGAUUCCAGUUUUGAUGUUCAAACUGGGAAGACCACUGGAACCUGCGUUAUACAAUGAUAUCUUAUAUACUUUACCUACACUUGGUGUUCACAAGGUGUGCAUAGGACAAAUUCUACGAGUAAUCCAACUUCUUGGAACCACCCCACAACUGAAAGCUGUCACUUUGCGCUUGUUGACAUCUUUGUGGGAAAAGCAGGAUCGUGUCUAUCCUGAACUGCAGCGUUUCAUGGCCGUGUCCGAUAUGCCCGCUCUGUCUGUGGGCAAGGAGGUCCAGUGGGAGAAACUGAUUGCCAAAGCAGCAUCGAUCAGAGAUAUAUGUAAGCAAAGGCCCUAUCAGCAUGGUGCAGAUAUGUUGGCAGCUAUUUCCCAGGUGCUAAAUGAAUGCACCAAGCCUGAUCAAGCUACUCCAGCUGCCUUGGUGUUACAAGGUCUUCAUGCCCUCUGCCAAGCUGAGGUGGUUUGUAUUCGCUCCACUUGGAAUGCUCUCUCCCCAAAGCUGAGUUGUGACACGAGACCCCUCAUUUUGAAGACCCUCAGUGAACUGUUUUCUCUGGUUCCUUCCUUAACAGUCAAUACAGUUGAAUAUGAGAAUUUUAAAGUUCAAGUCCUCAGCUUCCUCUGGAACCACACUCAAAACAAGGACCCAGUUGUAGCAAAUGCUGCUUAUAAAUCUCUGUCACACUUUAGUGCCGGAGAGCACACCAUCCUUCAUCUGCCUGAACAGGUAAGACCAGAAAUCCAGGUUCCUGAUGAGCUAGAUGAAGAUGAAGAUGAGGAGGGGGAUGAAAAGGAUGUGGAUCUUUCAGUGCCUGGCUCGUGCUAUCUCAACCUGUUGUCACUCACUGCUCCUCUGGUUUUACCAGCUUUGGAAGAAUUUUUUACGUCUCUCGUGAAGCAGGAAAUGGUGAAUAUGCCCCGUGGCGUGUAUCACUCUGCAUUAAAAGGAGGUGCCCGCUUAGACCAAGGAAAGACUGUAGCAGGAAUCCCCAAUUUUAUGUUAAAAAUGUAUGAAACAAACAAGCAACCAGGUUUGAAACCUGGCCUUGCAGGUGGUAUGUUAUUUUGCUAUGAUAUUUCAACAUAUCAGAGUAAAGAUGGCAAACCAUUGAAUCGACUGAUGGCCAGUAGAGGGCGAAGUUUCAAGCAGACCUCGCUGGCUCUAGUGCAUGAGGUUCACAUCCAGCUUUCCGAGUGGCACCGUGCAAUUUUUCUCCCACAGGCCUGGCUUGCCUAUAUGAACCGUGCCUAUCACGCCGUUUUACAGGGACGAAUAGCAGAGCUGGAGCUGCAAUUAAAACACGGAAAAGAAGGACCUGAGGAGGUGCAGUACAAAAAAAGCACAGCCUGGCUCUGGGUUCGAGACAUGUUGACUGAUGAGGUCACCAAAGCAGCUGCAAAAGACAGCCCAGUGGUCAAAGGCAAUGCGCUGUUAGCCUUAAGCGGCCUUGCUGUUGUUGUAUCCAAACAUGAAGCCAGCCUCUCCUCGGACUCUGAGGGGGUCCUGGAGGUUCAACCUAAUUUCCUUUCAAUGGAAGAGUGGAUUUCCAUGGUGUUUGAUACUCUUCUGGUCAUUGUAGAUAGCCAUUACCAACCCAGAGGACGACUUUUCUCCUGGUUCUAUUAUAAAUCCUAUUCCGGUGAAAGCACAGCUAGUGCCAUUGCCCGUUCCACAGCCGCCACGGCUUUGUCUCUCCUUGUGCCAGUUUUCAUUAUCUCUUGCAAAGAGAAGGUUGAGGAAAUCCUGAACAUGCUGACUGCCAGGUUACCUGGGAAACCAAGUGCUGAUGAGUCUCAAGCCGUGCAGAUCCACAUGGGCCUUGCUUUGGGGAUGUUUCUCUCUCGCUUGUGUGAGGAGAAACUCAGUGAUGUAUCUGGUCAACAGAUGAACCUUCUGGUGAUGAAGUCUUUGGAUGCCCUAGAAAAUUGCUGCUUUGACACUAGUCUUGAAUACAACACGGGCUGUAUAUUGGGAGUUGGACUUGUCCUGUCCCUUAUGAGCCACAGCAGCCAAAUGGAGUCGCGGGUUCACGUCGCAGCCUCACUUCGGAAGCUCUCUGCGUACCUAGAUGACAGUGGGAGCCAAAGCAGGACGUUUCAGGAGGUUCUUGCCUAUACCCUGAGCUGUGUGUGUACAUCAGCAUUCAGUGCCGGGAUCAUCGAGGCUGCGGAGGCUGAAGAUAUUAUGAACAAGCUUCGACUAUUAGUGGAGAACAACCAGCAGACUUCAGGUUUUGCCCUGGCGUUAGGAAACAUCGUUCAUGGUUUGUCUGUGUGUGGACAUGGAAAAGCUGAAGACUUGGGCAACAGACUGCUCCCUGCUUGGAUCAGAAUUGUCCUAGCCCAGGGCUCUCCCACAAUGCUUUGUUUGGCAGCUCUUCAUGGCAUGGUGGCAUUGGUAGGCUCUGAAGGGGAGAUAAUGCAGCUGAAAUCAGAAGCCAUCCAGUCCUCUCAUUUUCAAGGCAGACUUAACGAAGUCAUCCGAACUUUAACUCAGGUCAUCAGUGUGUCUGGGGUGAUUGGUCUUCAGUCAAAUGCAGUCUGGCUUCUAGGACAUCUUCACCUGUCUACACUGUCCUCAAAUCAAAGUAGAACCUCGGUUCCGACUGACUACAGCUAUUUGCCUGAAAGCAGCUUUAUUAGAGCAGCCAUUGGCUUCUUCAUUACAGGAGGGAAAAAAGGUCCUGAAUCUCUGCCUCCUUCCCUUCUCAAAGUCGUGAUGAAACCCAUAGCAACUGUUGGAGAAAGCUACCAGUAUCCUCCUGUGAACUGGGCCUCACUCCUCUCUCCACUUAUGAGGCUAAACUUUGGUGAGGAGAUACAGCAGCUGUGUCUUGAAAUUAUGGUGACCCAGGCACAGUCAUCCCAGAACGCAGCUGCACUGUUGGGAAUGUGGGUGAUACCACCGCUGAUGGACGGUCUGAGUCUGAAUAUCAAGAAAUAUCUCCUGGCAUCUGUGCCUCUGUGGAUAAAACAUGUCUCUGAUGAACAAAUCAUGGGUUUUGUUGAAAGCUUAAUGGUGGCAGUUUUUAAAGCAGCCUCCCCACUUUCCAGUCCUGAGUUACGCCCCAGUACCUUACAGGGUCUGAGCCAGGCCAUGAAACUGCCCAGCCCUACCCACCACCUCUGGAGUCUACUCAGCGAAGCUACUGGGAAAAUUUUUGACCUUCUGCCAAAUAAGAUUCGGAGAAACGAUCUAGAGCUGUAUAUCACUGUAGCAAAGUGCCUCUCGGAAAUGACGGACGAUGAAGCCAGUCGGGUUGCCCAGAUUACGAAGAGUAGCGUAGAAAAGGGUGCCUUUGUCAGACUGUACUUGGUCUCUCAAGGACGAUUCCCCUUGACGGGCUUGACCGAUGUGCUCAGCGUUGCUGUUCAGCACCGUGAAAAAGACACACUGGCCUGGAUGAUGCUGCACUGUUUAUACCAGGCACGGAUUGUGAGCCACACCAACACAGGUGUGUUGAAGAGAAUGGAGUGGCUCUUGGAGCUGAUGGGUUAUAUCAGGAGUGUUGCUUACCGAUCAGCAUCUGUUCAGAACGUGGCUCUUGAUGAGGCUUUGGAUUUCUUGUUGCUGGUAUUCACAACUGCAGUGGUUGCCUGGGCAGACCACGCUGCCCCUCUCCUUCUUGGCCUCAGUGCCAGCUGGUUGCCAUGGCAUGGAGCACAUGGCCCGGCAGGGCCAGCAUCAGGCUUCCUUGGCAGGAGCCCACUGCACAAGGUCACUCUGCAGGAGGCUCUCACUCUCCUUCCCAGUAGCAUGCUGCUUCUUCUGCAGAAAGAGCCGUGGAAGGAACAGACCCAGAAGUUCAUUGACUGGCUAUUCAGUAUCAUGGAAAGCCCUAAAGAAGGCCUCUCAACAAAAUCCAGGGAUCUUUUAAAAGCCACCCUGCUGUCGCUGAGAAUUCUCCCAGAGUUUAAGAAGAAAGCCAUAUGGACCAGAGCGUAUGGUUGGUGAACAGUUUGGCGGUAGCUGGCAGCAUUCUCAGCUGGAUGAGGAAAACCAUACAGACAGAAGGAAUAUUUCAGAAUUCAUGUCUGGGAUUACUGAGACAUGAUGCAGACAGCUGACGGUACUAAAAGGGUGGCCACAUAACAGACACCUUGAACCAGGCAUGCCAGGAGUGGGGCUGUUGCUUUGGUACCCAGGCCAGUUGGAGAUUGAGAUAAGAACUUGAAUUUUCUUUUAUUUGGCUAGAGUUCAAUCUGAAGAUUUUCUUUGUGAAAAUUUGACUAUAUCAUCUCCUCCCCUCUAAAUUCUAGUAAAAUAAUCUUGUGCAUUU